Molecule: messenger RNA, 1240 nt
Organism: Aureobasidium subglaciale EXF-2481
Lineage: Eukaryota; Fungi; Ascomycota; Dothideomycetes; Dothideales; Saccotheciaceae
Exons: 3
Coding region: 296-1240 (314 amino acids)
Biological process (GO): dolichol-linked oligosaccharide biosynthetic process; polyprenol catabolic process
Cellular component (GO): endoplasmic reticulum
Molecular function (GO): 3-oxo-5-alpha-steroid 4-dehydrogenase activity
Source: RefSeq, a predicted model, not a curated record
GGCGGGCGAAGGUUGUUGUGGAUUGGGAAGAAGCAAGUAUCAGUUAACGUUAGGAAGAGCUGCAACUUGGAAGACGGUCCGCUGUCCAAAGACGCGCUUGGGCCUCCGUCAGUCACGUGCGCUCUGCCACAGCCGAUCCAUUUGUCUCUAGCCUCUGCCAAUCUCACCGACAGUCGAGGCCUGCCUUUGCCUGAUUCUUGCUCUGCUUCUGUUCUGUCGAGAAAGCCUUGUUGACUUCGAAAGUCCUUAGCGAAGCCUGUUGCAUGCUUGUGCUGCCCUCGCCUGGAACCUUUCAAUGCGCUUUUCAGAACACUUUAUCUGUAACAGUUGCUUCGAGAAGUUAACAUUGUCUAGCGGCAUGCUUGACCUCGUCAUAUUCUUGAGGGCUUCCUUCUUGUUGGCAGCCAUAGCCGCUCUUCUUACCCACAUCGUGCCUUCUCUUCGCACUCGUUUCUUAGCUUAUGGCUCUCGCCAGAAUGGUCAACAGCCCUCAAAACUUAGUGCCAAUCCGCUUGACGCACUUGCCACGCUCCAAGUGCCUCAUGGCUGGUUUGGAUCCUUCUAUGUCGUGUCCACUCUGUGCUCCUUCAUAUGGUUCUCCCAGAUUCUGCUUGAUCAGUCGCUCUGGCGCAAUCUAGCAGUCUUGACCACCUUCAACAAGUCCAUGACAUUGGAUCAAGUCAUUGUCACAUGGGUACUGAUGCUCCUCCAAGGUGUCCGUCGAUUGUAUGAGAGUCUGGAAUUCACUAGACCCUCCAGCGCUCGCAUGUGGAUCGGCCACUGGGCCCUGGGGAUGUGGUUUUAUGCUAGUAUGAGUGUAGCCGUCUGGAUUGAAGGAUCUCCAACUCUCCUCAAAGAGUCUUUUGAAUUCUCACACCUGACUAUCGAGCCGCCAUCGCUCCGUACUUUUGUGGGCUGCUUGAUCUUCAUACUUGCUUCCGGUGUACAGCACGACUGCCACGCAUACAUGGCGUCUCUGAAGAAGUACAGCGUGCCUGAGCACCCCGUAUUCAACCAUCUGGUCUGCCCUCACUACUUUGCUGAGUGCUUGAUCUAUUUUGCUAUUGCGAUUGUCGCAGCCCCGGUCGGUGCAUGGCUGAAUUGGACCGUCGCAUGUGCUCUUGUCUUUGUUGGCGUGAACCUGGGCGUGACGGCGGAUGGAACCAGAGAGUGGUAUGUACAGAAGUUCGGGCCUGAAAGCGUAGGCGGGAAGUGGAAAAUGGUUCCCUUUGUCUUUUGA